This is a messenger RNA of Ceratina calcarata, 525 nucleotides long. Its product is annotated as piggyBac transposable element-derived protein 4-like. NCBI's taxonomy places the organism in Eukaryota, Metazoa, Arthropoda, Insecta, Hymenoptera, Apidae. Bases 1 to 525 code for a protein of 174 amino acids. The transcript has a single exon. The record is from RefSeq and is a predicted model, not a curated record.
AUGAUAAUAUCUGAAGAUGUACCGUCAACAUCGAUAGGAAAGUCUGGCCAGAUAGUAAUGAAGCUUUUAGAACCGUAUCUUGGAAAGGGUCAUACACUCGUGACAGAUAAUUGGUACAGCAGUCCGAGUUUGUUCUUACUAUUACAUAGAAACAUAACUAACGCAUAUGGAACAGUAAGAAAAAACAGAUUGGGAAAAAAUAGGUCGGAAUUAGAUAAAAAGAUAAACAAAGGAGAAUGCAUAUUUCGUUCAGAAAAGAAUGUAUUAGCGUUGAAAUGGAUGGACAAAAGGGAAGUGUGGAUGAUUUCCACCUAUCAUUGUCCCAAUAUGAUUGAGACCGACAAGAUAAACUACGUAACGAAAGAAAAAAUAGUAAAAUCGCAAUGCAUACUUGAUUAUAAUAAAACAAUGGGAACAGUUGACAAAGUUGAUCAAGUUUUAUACAUUCUAAAUUCUACCAGGAAAAGCUUAAAGUACUACCUGAAGCUGCAAGUGCUCAGCAGCAUUCAUACAGAACAGAUUUAG